GGCAGAAAUAACCGCGGCACCCCCGACCCCACACACGGCCGCUUUCUCGCUUGGAUCUCGCAUUCGUUCGUUCAGUUCAGUCGCUCGCUAACAGCCCAGAGACAUGGCCGAGGGACCCAAGAAGUGCGACCUUUGCGGCCUCGGCGCGCACGACCACAACCGCGACAAAAUCCUGCACGAGCAGCCGAUCCUUUGUCCCUGCGAGAAGAAGACUAGUGACAUUACGGAAAGGAGAGAAUUGACUGAUGCGGAAAUUCAUUUGGCCACCAGGUACCCUGAUGGGUCAGUGCGUCUGCGGAACCCGAACAUCGAGCUGAUGGACCAGGACAUUCUGUACCACUUGGCGCUAGGCAGCGGCUCGCACGACCUCGUCGAGAUGUUUGGCGACGUUAAAUUCGUCUGCAUGGGCGGGACGCCGAAGCGGAUGGAGCAGUUCGCCUUCUACAUCAUGGAGCAGAUUGGGCACAAACUGCCAGCGGGCACCACCCUGCAGGACAUCAGCAAGUUCUCGUACCGCUACUCCAUGUACAAAGUGGGACCAGUUUUGUCAAUAAGUCACGGAAUGGGCAUUCCCUCGGUGGGCAUCCUGCUGCACGAAGUGAUCAAGCUGAUGUACCACGCCAAGGUGAAAGACCCAAUUUUCUUCCGGAUUGGAACGUGUGGCGGCAUCGGCCUCGAGGGUGGCACUGUCGUCAUUUCCGAGGAGGCCGUCGACGGUCUCUUGAGACCGUAUUUGGAGCUGCCCGUCCUGGGGAAGUUGGUGCAGCGGACGGCUAAGCUGGACAAGCGGCUGGCGCGCGACCUCAAGUCCAUGGCCGAGCCGUCGCAGCUCUUUGAGACCGUCACUGGCAAGACCAUGUGCACCUACGACUUUUACGAAGGUCAGGGUCGUCUGGACGGCGCCUUCUGCGAGUUCACCGAGCAGGAGAAGCUGGAGUACAUGGAGCAAGUGCACAAGGCCGGUGUGGCCAACAUCGAGAUGGAGUCGCUGUCGUUCGCGGCGCUGACGCACCACGCCGGAAUCAAGUCUGCGGUGGUGUGCGUGGCGCUGCUCGACCGUCUCAAGGGCGACCAGGUGCUGGCGCCGCACGAGGUGCUCGAAGAGUGGCAGGAGCGGCCGCAGAAGCUGGUGGCACGCUACAUCAAGAACUACCUGGCGAUGAAGGGCCGCCUCUCGCUCGACGGCCACAGCGGCUCUGUGCCUGUGCUCAGUCCGCGCCGCUACAAGCUCGUCCAGCAGGAGUCCGAGACCUACGAUUAGACAUUUUCCCUUCACUCUGGCCGGCUCAAGCAUUCCCCAAUCUCUCGAAUAUCCACUGUCGUGCGCGCGCGCGUGUGUGUGCACGGUGACCUUCUCAUUAAAUUUUCUUGCCUAGGGUUAGGGUCAUCGAAAUAGCGCAAGCUUUAUUAUAACCAUAUGUAGCGGGCUUAAAACCGGAUGAGCAGGGCAGUGGGUGCAGUAUUUUUUUUUGUUAAUAAUUUAUUGUGCGAACAAAUUAUUGUUUGUAAAAUUUUAAGGGUUAAAUUGUUCUUUAUUACGGGUUGAUUUCAAAUUAUUUGACGAGUCGUUUUGGGAAACUCUGUUGAGCGAAUAACUGAACCGAUUUUUGUUUACAACUCAUCGAAGGAAAUUUGAAUUCCAGUAAAAAAUCGCAGUAGAAAAUUGGCCUCAAAUUGUAAACGGACGGUGGUGCCAUCUGUUGUCGGCUUUGAACACAAAAGGGUAUUCUCCCAAAAGUGGCAAUUCUGUUAUAGUAAAAUUUUAUUAAAAUAUUUUAAAACAUUUCGCCUUAACGAAAGAGCAGCAGAUUUUUGUUAAUUUUUAUGUUUUGAAUUUAAAAAUUGACAUAUUCUUUUGAUAGAAAAAUGGAAUUUUCAAUCUCUAAUCUGCUAAAACGGAACACUAUCCAUCCCCUGUAUAAAUUAUUUAUAUUUUAUUUGCAUUUUAUUCCUUUUUAUGGUCACGGGGAGGAUUUAAAAAAAUAAAAACACUUGUAUGUAUUAAUGAUUUUAUUACCUUAAUGAAAUCAACCGUGUAAUGCGUUGCAGACUGCCAUAAAAUUAUGGUUAAUAGUAAAAUACUUAUAUCAAAACGGCGAUAUUAACGUUUUUGUUGAAUAAUUGUGAUAUUGCACCUUUUCCAAAACUUUUUGCUCACGUUCACUGCUCUGCGUCAGUUAAAUAUUGCAACCUGGACGGUGAUUGCAUGCGUUAUGGGUUUUAAAAAGUUAUUAUAUCCUCGGUGUAGGUUUUGCAAACGGUAUAGCGAUAUCCUCUGAAUGUAAAAACACGCAGAUUCCUUUUCGACCAAGGCCUAAAACACCGCACACUCAGCAAAAGGAUCUUUUUAAAGUCGUCUCUGCUCACAGGACCUAUACCAAAGCGGCUGUAUAAAAUACGAACUAACUCACUUAGAUGGCACAUUCCUCACUCAGACGAAGAGAAAAAAAGAGAUUCCCGAGCUCUCCAUUUGUAAAUGUGAAAGAAGCCGAGGUGCGCUUACUCAAACAAUAAUUAAUACGCUAAUCGCUGAAUUAUCCGCGGGUGCAGAGGAUUACGAAUUAGUUCAAUAGGAUUUUAAUUUUUUUGGUGCGUGCGUUUAUUUAGAACAAUAGCCCCUGUGGAAAUGUACACUUUCUGAAAAAGGUGUAGUUUCGAGUUGUUGCAGAUGUGUUUUUGAUUGAUAUACACGUACGUUGAAAAAGAAAAUAUUACAAGUGAUUAUUAAAAUUAUAAUAUACACUGGUGACACGCUAUUAUAUCGUUGUUGACGCUUAAAUGUGGCGCCGCGACGAAUGAAAUGCAAUUAUUUUCUAUCUUUUACCGCAAUGUCCGGCUGGUUUUGGACCUUGUUGAGCAUCAUCGAUUUUUGUCGUGUUGAUUAGUUCUAUCGUGAAUUUAGAGACUUGGAAAUCGUGCUAUUGUUGAACUGCUAACUCAGUGGUUAGAAAAUAAACUGUAGAUACCGCUAUCGGAAGUUUGAUUAAAGAGCUCGUCGUUUUCCGAAAAUAUUAAUUAAGUUGCUUUCAAGCCAUUCCACUACGAAGGGACUCAAUUUUCGUUUCAUAAAAUGGCAUUCCCAAAAACAUAUAAAAACAGUAACUCUAAGUGCUCUGAUGGAAAUAAUAUCAAUGUCAGUGUGUUCGUUCUGCGUUUUUAGACAAAUUUAUUGUAGAGCAAUUUACUCAGUCAAUGUUGUUAAAAAUAUCGCAAGCCGCAUCUGAAAUAAAAAUGCAUUUAUCAUCGAAGAGAAAUUACGUCAACGAACUGUACUAAGGUGUUGUUGUUCUUGUUGUUGAGAGAAACGCAAAGUUUAUAACAACUAUACUUAUUGUGAGAAUGAAUAAAAAUUAGAGAAUUUAAUCCAAACAAAA
This is a messenger RNA of Cloeon dipterum, 3374 nucleotides long. Its product is annotated as uridine phosphorylase 1. The transcript is spliced from 6 exons. Gene Ontology annotation, molecular function: uridine phosphorylase activity. The coding region runs from base 104 to 1261 and encodes 385 amino acids. The record is from RefSeq and is a predicted model, not a curated record. Gene Ontology annotation, cellular component: cytosol; cytoplasm. Gene Ontology annotation, biological process: uridine catabolic process; nucleotide catabolic process. NCBI's taxonomy places the organism in Eukaryota, Metazoa, Arthropoda, Insecta, Ephemeroptera, Baetidae.